GGGCCGCAGCGGGGAGGUGCGGAGCGCGGCUAGGGCGGCUGCGGGAGCCAGCCGCCGCCCCUGCGCUCCGGGGCUGCGGGGCGCAUGGGGCGCAGGGAACUGGGAACCUUUGCGGGCUGUGCGCCCGGCCGCCUGCUGCGGUGAGACGCGGCACAGGACGCCUCCAGAGCCCGGGCAGUCGGGAGUAUGACCAUGGCUGGGGGCCGGCGGGGACUGGUGGCCCCGCAGAACACGUUUCUGGAGAACAUCGUGCGGCGGUCCAACGAUACUAAUUUUGUGUUGGGGAACGCCCAGAUAGUGGACUGGCCCAUUGUCUACAGCAAUGAUGGAUUCUGCAAGCUGUCUGGCUACCACCGGGCAGAAGUGAUGCAAAAAAGUAGUGCCUGCAGUUUUAUGUAUGGAGAACUGACCGAUAAGGACACCAUUGAAAAGGUGCGCCAGACCUUUGAGAACUACGAGAUGAAUUCCUUUGAAAUCCUGAUGUACAAGAAGAACAGGACGCCCGUGUGGUUUUUUGUGAAGAUUGCGCCAAUCCGGAAUGAGCAGGAUAAAGUGGUUCUGUUCCUCUGUACCUUCAGCGACAUCACCGCAUUCAAGCAGCCGAUCGAGGAUGACUCAUGCAAAGGUUGGGGGAAGUUUGCUCGGCUGACCAGAGCUCUGACAAGCAGCAGGGGUGUCCUGCAGCAGCUGGCCCCCAGCGUACAGAAGGGCGAGAAUGUUCACAAGCACUCGCGCCUGGCAGAGGUCCUGCAACUGGGCUCAGACAUCUUGCCCCAGUACAAGCAAGAGGCGCCAAAGACCCCCCCUCACAUCAUCUUACACUACUGUGUCUUUAAGACCACAUGGGAUUGGAUCAUCUUGAUCCUGACCUUCUACACAGCCAUCCUGGUCCCUUACAACGUCUCCUUUAAGACCAGGCAGAACAAUGUGGCCUGGCUGGUGGUGGACAGCAUUGUGGACGUCAUCUUUUUGGUGGACAUUGUUCUGAAUUUUCAUACCACCUUUGUUGGGCCAGCGGGGGAAGUGAUAUCUGACCCCAAGCUUAUCCGCAUGAACUACCUGAAGACGUGGUUUGUGAUCGACCUUCUUUCCUGUCUGCCCUACGACGUCAUCAACGCUUUUGAGAACGUGGAUGAGGUUAGUGCCUUUAUAGGUGAUCCAGGGAAGAUUGGUUUUGCUGAUCAGAUUCCACCACCACUGGAGGGGAGAGAGAGUCAGGGCAUCAGCAGCCUGUUCAGUUCUCUGAAGGUUGUGCGCUUGCUCCGUCUUGGGCGAGUGGCCCGCAAGCUGGACCAUUACAUUGAGUAUGGAGCUGCGGUCCUGGUCUUGUUGGUGUGUGUGUUUGGGCUGGCCGCCCACUGGAUGGCCUGCAUCUGGUACAGCAUUGGGGACUACGAGAUCUUUGACGAAGACACCAAGACGAUCCGCAACAAUAGCUGGCUCUACCAGCUGGCGAUGGACAUCGGCACUCCAUACCAGUUCAACGGUUCUGGCUCGGGCAAGUGGGAAGGCGGGCCAAGCAAGAAUUCCGUCUACAUCUCCUCCCUGUACUUCACCAUGACCAGUCUCACCAGCGUGGGCUUUGGGAACAUCGCCCCAUCCACAGACAUUGAGAAGAUCUUCGCGGUGGCUAUCAUGAUGAUUGGCUCUCUUCUGUAUGCCACCAUCUUUGGGAAUGUGACAACCAUUUUCCAACAGAUGUACGCCAACACCAACAGGUAUCAUGAGAUGCUCAACAGUGUCCGGGAUUUCCUGAAGCUCUACCAGGUGCCCAAGGGGCUGAGCGAGCGGGUCAUGGACUACAUUGUGUCCACCUGGUCCAUGUCCCGAGGCAUUGACACAGAGAAGGUCCUCCAGAUCUGCCCCAAGGACAUGAGAGCUGACAUUUGUGUGCACCUGAACCGCAAAGUGUUCAAGGAACACCCAGCCUUCCGGCUGGCUAGUGAUGGCUGCCUGCGGGCCCUGGCCAUGGAGUUCCAGACCGUGCACUGCGCCCCGGGGGACCUCAUCUAUCAUGCUGGGGAGAGUGUGGACAGCCUUUGCUUCGUGGUCUCGGGCUCCCUGGAGGUGAUCCAGGAUGACGAGGUGGUGGCCAUCCUAGGGAAAGGAGACGUGUUUGGAGAUGUGUUCUGGAAGGAAGCCACACUUGCACAGUCCUGUGCUAAUGUCAGGGCCUUGACCUACUGUGACCUGCAUGUGAUCAAGAGGGACGCCCUUCAGAAAGUGCUAGAAUUCUACACAGCCUUCUCUCACUCCUUCUCCCGGAACCUGAUUCUGACCUACAACCUGCGGAAGAGGAUUGUGUUCCGGAAGAUCAGCGACGUGAAACGGGAAGAGGAGGAGCGGAUGAAACGGAAGAAUGAGGCCCCCCUCAUCCUGCCUCCUGACCACCCUGUCAGGAGACUGUUCCAAAGGUUCCGUCAGCAGAAAGAGGCCAGAUUGGCAGCAGAGCGAGGGGGGCGGGACCUGGAUGACCUAGACGUAGAGAAGGGCAACGCCCUCACGGACCACACCUCAGCCAACCACAGCCUGGUGAAGGCCAGCGUGGUCACGGUGCGUGAGAGCCCUGCCACGCCUGUGUCCUUCCAGGGGGCCUCCACCUCCACAGUGUCAGACCAUGCCAAGCUGCACGCUCCGGGAUCUGAGUGCCUCGGUCCCAAGGCAGGCAGCGGUGACUGCGCCAAGCGCAAAGGCUGGGCCCGCUUCAAAGAUGCCUGUGGGAAAGGGGAGGACUGGAACAAGGUCUCCAAGGCAGAGUCCAUGGAGACGCUGCCCGAGAGGACAAAGGCAUCAGGAGAGGCCACGCUGAAGAAGACAGAUUCCUGUGACAGCGGCAUCACCAAGAGCGACCUGCGCCUGGACAAUGUGGGCGAGGCUAGGAGUCCCCAGGACAGGAGCCCCAUCUUGGCAGAGGUCAAGCAUUCUUUCUACCCCAUCCCUGAGCAGACGCUGCAGGCCACAGUUCUGGAGGUGAAGCAUGAGUUGAAGGAGGACAUCAAGGCCUUGAAUGCCAAAAUGACCGCCAUCGAGAAGCAGCUCUCUGAGAUACUCAGGAUACUAAUGUCCAGAGGGUCUGCCCAGUCCCCUCAGGAGAUGUGUGAGAUCUCCAGGCCCCAGUCCCCAGAGUCAGACAAAGACAUUUUUGGAGCAAGUUGAGAGGAUCAUUGAAAACAAACUAUCAAAAAUCAAAGACAAAAGCCUGUCCCCUUGCCCUCGACGCCCCUCACCACACCGCCCACAUGACCAACAAUUUUCAAAAUAAGCUUUUCCUGACAGGAAGUCAAAGUGGGACCAAAGGGCAUGGUGUGGCUGUGAGGUCUCUGGAAAAUAUAAGCAGGAACGCGGCCAGGCACCCACCCUGCAAGAUGGCAGUUGCGUUUCACCAACUCCCCGAGAGCUAAGGAAGAAGGAGCACGCCGUCUAUCUGAAGAGCGCUUCCUUUAGAAUGUCUUACCAAUGUGAUGGAAGCCAGCCCUGGAAAUACUGGUGGGAGAGCCCCAGGAACCCCUCGGGAACAGAUCACAUUGGGGUUCUUUACCGAGCCCUCUGAAGACCACGACAGGCACCGGGGCUUCUGGGCCUUCACCACCCCUGUGCAGCUGUGUAUGAUGUCACCACCUGUUUUCCUAUUCUCGUCACUUCAAACAAGCUCUCGUUAAGGGGGGCCUGACAGAUGGGAGAGCCUUCCCACUUUGUGGCAAAGGUGGAGCGUCCAGUACUGUACCACGGACAUGCGGGCUGGGCUCCUCAGGUUUCCUUGCCCAGAAGAGGUGAGGCCAGGGUAAGCUGAGCGGGCUCUGUUGUGUGGUUCGCAGCCUACCCUGUGGGAUGGUUGAUGUGGAUGCUCCCAGCUCCAGAUAACCCCCUGGUGCUGUGCCAAGCUAUAGGCCUCACAACGUGGGACUCUCUGCUGCUUCUCCCUCGUCCUCCUCCUAAGCUUGCCCAGGGUGUGGGGCAUUUAAGGAAGGGGCAGGAGCCCGGCAAUGCUUUCCUAACAAAGCAGACACACACACACACAACCUCAAAAAUGAUUGUAGCAAGUAUUAGCUUUCUAUUUUAAUUUUCAUGGGAUGUUUGUCCAGUGCAUGGGAUCAUUCAAGGUCACAUGGGAGCCACGGUUAGCCUUAUUUGAAAGUCAACCUAUUUCCUACUCUAAAAAUAAUGGCAGCAGGCCAGGCAGUGGUGGCGCACGCCUUUAAUCCCAGCAUUUGGGAGGCAGAGGCAGGCGGAUCUCUGUGAGUUCGAGACCAGCCUGGUCUACAAGAGCUAGUUCCAGGACAGGCUCCAAAACCACAGAGAAACCCUGUCUCGAAAAACCAAAAAAAAAAAAAAAAAAAAAAAAAAAAAAAAAAAAAAAAAAAAAAUAAUGGCAGGACCAUGAUUAUUCUCUUAGGGAGCUGGAGAAAAGGAAUGAAUGACACGUUGGUUUUCAAAAUGUCUCAUUGAUUAGCUGGGGGGGCGUGACAGUGAAACUGUGGUCUUGGGGAAGGCUGAGGCUCAGAGCCACGGCUGCAGGGCCGUGUCUGUGGCAUCCAAGUUCCCACACCAUGAUGCUCAGGAACACUUGCUGCCUCAGUCACUUGAGGUCUUUUUCUUCAUGGCACGGGACAGGACACAGGACAAAGGAGCUAGCUCAGGUGCCCACUUGGAGGCUAUCAGGCAGGAGUGUAAACCUACCCAGUGAGCCUGGAAGGAGCCCUUAGGAGAGUGAGAGCCACGGGUGCUUCUGCUUAGCAUUGCUUGGCUGUCGCAAUUCAGAACGCCAGCCUGUCUAGGGAACCCGCCGUCCAAGACCUACCCUACCAAAGAUACUUAGUGUUCUGCCCAGAGACCAGGACUUGCUGUGUGGCUGUCUGUACAGAAUGGAUGGCACUGGGAAACCAAGGGUGUGCCUGCAUGUAGCUUUCAACACAGUGCAUACGGCCGAUACGGCCGGCUCCUGGCAUACCUAGGCCGAGAUUCUAGUAGGACCAGUGUCAGAUGGCAGCAUUUAAAGAUACUCACUGGUGACCUACAGUCCCCUGAGCUGCCACCAACUACCCCUCGGGGUAGACUGAGAUACUGGAGUCCCAUUUGCCGCUGCCCCCAAAUGUCCCAUUCCUCACACAUACUCAGUAGCCUGGUUCUUAGCUUAGGAGCGCUAAGCUUAGGGUAGGAUGGACCCCAUGUCGUGCAACACUCAGCCUCGGGAGCACCUGUGCCUAGAGAUCCUUCUGGAACUCUCUGGGACUUAGCGGGCCCUCUAGCUCCUUGACAGCUCUUUCUGAGGGGUGAAUCUCCUUCAGAUGUGAGGGAUCCAGAUGCUGGGGUGCUGGAGAGUGCACCCUUGUGUCAUGGGACAGAUAAAGCUUCAGGCUGUACUCUGGGGUCAGUCAAAAUUGAAGUCCUGUUAGGCUGAGGUCCACACUCUGCAAGGGGUGUUGCUGCUUAUCUUGGGGUUCUAGGAGUCUAGGACCUAAGAGUUUAGGACCUAAGAGUUCCUGAAAGUGCAAGUGACGAACACACGUGGGUGGCUUCAUUUUCUCCACUUCUAUAGCAUUUUUGCUACGACUGCUUUCUCUAAAAUAAAUCAUAAAGGAGCCAACCCAUCUCUCUUUACUUUCCUGGCGAGCAUUGGACCGGAGCUUCACAAGGACACAACAGGUGUGCCUUGAGCAAGGACCACAGGAUUCAGAUACCAAUGGCCCGCACCUUUAUGUCUUAGCCACGAUCUGGUAGCUGAGGAGAGACUGGGAAACAGAGGGUCACUGGGUAUCGGACCAAACAGUGAGAUUUCAGAAAAAAAUGGUGUCCCCUUGGAGGGGACGGGCACAGAAUGUGGUACACAGCUGUCUAGUAGGUGCCGGUCACCUGAUCAGCUGCUGUGAGCGUCACCCAGAGUGAAGCUCCAUUUCCCAGUGCCUAUCCUGGCAGAUUAGCUUAAAGGGAGCAGUCCCACUUGGGUGGAUGAACCUGCUUUCCUCCUGAGGGCAUGUGGUAGAGUGGACUAGGCAUGAGAGCCAAACAGCAGAGCCAGUGUUCUGGUUCUGGCAGGCACAUUGCCUCGCCACCUAUGCCAUCCCAAAGGGAGCUGCGGAUUCCUCCACUGGGCACACGACAGGCUUUGGGAUGCUCUGGUCUAGGCACAGCUAACCCCAUUUCUCUGCUUCGUUCGUACUGGAGCAGAGCCUGAGUGUUUGACUGCUGUGCCUAACACAGUCGCCCCCACCCCAGCAGGCUUUGUUUGUUUUUGGUGCUGGAGGUCAAAGUCACGCCCUUGCCCAUGCCAGGGAAGAACUCUACCACUGAAUGAUACCUCUGCCCCUUCCCCAGCCACCUUCUGGAAACACAUUUAUUACCUUGAUGUCUUGUUAUCUUGUUCCUAGGGCCUCGUUAGCCUUCACCUCUUAGAGCCUGUGUGUUGUUUCCACAGUGAGGAUGGUUGGGCAAGGAGUAGAAAUACCUUACCCCACCAUGCACAGGCUUCAGCUUCCGAACCCCUAGGUGGAAGGAGGGAACAGUAAGACAAAUGCCAGGUAUGUCCUGGUUGGGGUUGGGACUAAAUAAACUCUGUAGAAAUACCUGUCAGCGGCAGGGCCGCAUCUCCUGUCACAUGGACAUCUUACAGGUACACUCCGGGGCCUCUCGGGAGCCCUGGGGAAAGUACAAGUUGUAGAUGUACGCGUAACUAAAUUGUUUGUACUCAUUCUGCAAUAAAGAUGUUUCGCCUUAAGACCCUUGAAUGGAAUUCCAGCUGCAAUGGGGGGGUCCCAGUGCCCCCUUGCUACCCCGUCUCCUUGUGUUGCUUAGAAAGGAGGCCUGCGUAGAUCCCCUCAAGUUCUUGGAUGCCCUCUCCUACUUACCUGUCCCUGGUACUGCUCCAUAUACUGCCUUUUUGUUCGCUUCAGUAAAAACUGUCUUCACCAGCUCCCGUGUUCUCCAUCUGGAGGAGUCUUCAGUGUUCAUGAAGCCCUGACCCUAAACUCCUAAGAAAGGACCACUUUCCAUCCAAGGCAUUGGUGUUGAGAUGCUUUCCUUGCUGCCUCCCACCGUUCAAAGGAAUCAAUGUGAAUUUACCUGCAGCUUAAGAACUUUGGUUUCCACAGUAAUGUAUCAGAACCUUUAAAGAUGGCCUCGAAUUCCUGCCAGACCAGGUAGAGGCGUCUCCACCUGCCACUCGGCCUUCCUUAGAGCCACACUGACAAUGACUUCUGAGUCCUUGAGGAGUCUGCAGCUCUCCUAUCAGAAGACAGAUUGUGUUUAUGGUGAAAACGCAACACCCCUCAUGAAUGUAGCCUCUCAGUAUUCAGACACUAUCUGUGCAUCAGUUGGAGACUGUCCACAUCACAAGGACAUUUAUACCCAUGAGCAGUUCGUCAUUCUAGGGCUUCUCUAUGAACACUCUCCAUCAAAUCCUGCCAAAUCCUUUCUCGGGUUUUUCGUUUCUUUUCCCCCUCUGUCUGAGUGAGCAUGAAUAAACAGAAGUCCAAAUGAGCAGAGGCUAUUUUUGUGAUCAGCUGCGGGUGCUGCCAAGAGCUCCGUUGUGUGGCUGUGGCGCGGGGAUGAUUUGGGCGCUCCAAUGGAUGAUACCCCCUUCUUGACAUUUUUAAAUAAGCACAAAUGAUAUUUGUAAAAAAAACAAAGUUUAAUUUUAUUUAUUAUGGUAAUAAACUAUUUUAUAUGUGA
Messenger RNA from Chionomys nivalis (European snow vole), 7665 nucleotides. It is a transcript of the gene Kcnh1, whose product is annotated as potassium voltage-gated channel subfamily H member 1. Gene Ontology annotation, molecular function: delayed rectifier potassium channel activity. Bases 187 to 3156 code for a protein of 989 amino acids. Gene Ontology annotation, cellular component: membrane. The record is from RefSeq and is a predicted model, not a curated record. The transcript is spliced from 11 exons. Lineage: Eukaryota; Metazoa; Chordata; Mammalia; Rodentia; Cricetidae. Gene Ontology annotation, biological process: regulation of membrane potential; potassium ion transmembrane transport.